AUGUUUUUGUACCAACUUACUAACGCGUGGUCACAGGAGAAGGACUCUGUCGUGUUCCUCAAAGACGAGCCAUAUCUAUGCUCAAGACUUGUCAAUACACAACCAUUAUGCGCGCAGCAUCAAAAGAUCAAACCGUUCCCAUUGAGUGAUAUAAAAGACAUAAGGAUCCAGGAAGCAUUGAUUGUGAAGGACCUAUUAUAUGUGUUGCUAGGUUUAGAGGGUUCUUAUAUUAGAUAUUCAGAAAAAUAUGAUCCAAGUAUUCCAAGACUAAGACUAUUGGGACCAGACUACAAAAUCAACAAACAUUUAGACGCUAGUUUGAAAGAUGUGACGAAAAGGGUGGUCCAUUUAGCAAAGAUGUAUUCUGCACUAACGAGCUUCACAGAGUUUUACAACACAGAUUCUUAUGGGAAAGUGAUACAAUCUUUUGUUUAUGAAGUUAGACAAUUUUUGAAGCUAUACAUACGGUUUCUUGAUAAUAUGGAACAGAAUUACAAAUUCAACAAAGGUUUCAAUCUUCGUGUAUUUGAACAAGACCUUUUAACAAAUAUAACGGCCAAGAUGACACAUCUUUAUGAAAUUGUUCAAACAAUAUACAGAAUGAAUACAGAAAGAGGAAAAAUAUCAGAAGAAUCGGUAUUUGAUAAUUUUAUUCAAAAUAUACGACAUGAUUUGAAAAACACGGGCUCAAUUGACUUAUUAUCAGAUUCAUCAACCCAUUCUGUCGUUAAAGGUGGGUUAGUCUUACAAAUAGUACAAGAAAGAAUGGAUGAAUAUAGUGGAGAUUUGAAAUCAUUUGAAUUUUUGACACAUCUUCUCAAUAAUAUAAGCAGGAGUUAUAUUGAUAUGUUAAAUGAUUGGAUAACAAAAGGGGUGAUAGAUGAUCCUAAUAGUGAAUUUUUCAUAACCACUAAUCUUGCUCAUGAUUUUAAACUGAAUAGUCUCAAUUCUGAGAGAUAUUGGGAUUCCAAAUUUGUUAUAAAGAAAGAUGGUUUACCUAAACAGUUUCAAGAUCCUGAAAUUCAAUUAAAAGUUUUACUUACUGGGAAAUAUUUGAAUGUUUUAAAAGAAUGUGGUGUUACUUUGGAUUCAUUUACAACAGAAAAAGUUAGUUCAUUAAAUAACAACAACUUGUAUUUAAUUCUUGAGCAGGCAUAUCUAUUUGCAAACAAGUUGAUAUUGGAUUUGUUCUUUCGUGGAUAUGAUUUCAAGCAAACAUUGAUGAAUCUUCAACGUUAUUAUAUGCUCAACAAUUCAGCAAAUAUUUCUGAAUUUUUAACAAUGUCAUUGCAUGAGUUUAAGAAACAAUCAACACAUGCCUCAUUAUCAAGAUUGAAAAGAGUUUUUGGUACAGUUUUUGGCGAAAAAUCAGACCUUGUUUUCCAAUUAAUAAAUUUAGUCAUUGAAAAAGAGCCAAUUUAUAAUUAUUUACUUGAGAUUUUGAAAGUGGAGGCUAUUGACGCUGAGAAGGCACUCAGUGCAAAUAAUUUUGAUUCAAUUAAGAAUCUGAUUUCGGAAACAUUAGAUGUUGAUAAAGAGGCAAAUCAAGAAUCCAAAUCAACUGAAAACCUGAGAGCAAUAAAUUACUUCACUAUAGAUGUUAUUUUACCUUUCCCAUUGAAUCUUAUAGCAACAAGAACUGUUAUGAUUCAAUAUCAAUUGAUCUUUAGACAUCUGAUGAAUUUACAUUAUACUGAUAAACAAUUAGAUGAUACUUGGUUUGAAAUUAAUAAAAAUAAAAUUUGGAAAUAUAAGAAUUUUGGCACACCAUUACCAAAAUGGAUAACAAGAGUGAGAUCAUUACAUGAUCGUAUGAAGGAUUUUAUUAAAAACUAUUUUGGUUAUUUAGUAAAUGAUAUCAUUGAAUUCAAUUGGAAAGAAUUAAUGGUUAAAUUAGAUAAAGUUCAAGACUUUGAGCAAUUAUCUCAAUUAAUUCAAUCAUUUUUAAAUACAGUUUUGAAAAGUUCAAUCCUAACUACUGAAAAAUUAAUCAAGAUUUACGGAAGAUUAUCACAAAUUAUUAAUGGGUACUGUAAUUUUUUGUUAUCAUUAAGAAAAGUGUUAAUUUUAUUGGAUUAUGAUUUAUUCCAGAAGUAUAAUGAAAGAUUAAAAGGUCAAGAAUAUGAUUAUAAUAAGAACCUGGAAAGAAUGGAGAGGUUGAAUUCAUACCUUAAUGAAUAUUUGGAUAGUUUUAGUCAACAUUUGAAUGGGUUUAUUGAAGGUUUAAGAUAUUAUGGUGAGUUGGAAUCAUCUGAUUUCUUGGUGCUAGCUUCAAGAUUGGAACAUUCAUUUCCAUCUACAGACAAAUAAAUAAACACUGGCUCUCAGCUUACGUACAAAUGAAUCAAAUAAU
Hansenula anomala is the source of this 2353-nucleotide messenger RNA. RefSeq names its product gamma-tubulin-complex subunit SPC97 (gene SPC97). The transcript has a single exon. Gene Ontology annotation, biological process: microtubule nucleation; spindle assembly; meiotic cell cycle. Bases 1 to 2310 code for a protein of 769 amino acids. Gene Ontology annotation, molecular function: gamma-tubulin binding; microtubule minus-end binding. NCBI's taxonomy places the organism in Eukaryota, Fungi, Ascomycota, Saccharomycetes, Phaffomycetales, Wickerhamomycetaceae. The record is from RefSeq and is a predicted model, not a curated record. Gene Ontology annotation, cellular component: centrosome; spindle pole; mitotic spindle pole body.